ACAUAUAUAUGUGUUUCCGUUAACUAACUUGCCAAAAAUGCGCAGUUUAUAUCUAUAAAAAAAUUAAUGCAUAUGUAUUUAAAAUUUAGUUUUGUGAAUAAUUAAAAUUUUUUUGUAAAAUUUAAUACUUUUAAUUUUACUACUUAAUAUAAAGUAUUGUGCAUUAAUAGAAAAAAUUAAAGUCAAUUCAUUAAGAAGUAUAAGACAAUUGAAAAUGAAAAUGUAUGAAAAUGAAAUAAGAAUAAAACAUGGUGAAAUCGUUUGCUCAUCAUCAGAAUUAAAUUUAGGUGUUACUUUGAAAAGCGGUCAAAGUUUUAGAUGGUUUUGUCAUAAUAAUGGAUAUCGAGGAGUAUUUGAUGGAUGUGUUUGGACUCUUACACAAAAUGAUACACAUUUGUCUUACAUUGUGCAAGGUCCAUUAAUAGAUUCUAAAAACUAUGAUGAGAUUUUAUCUGAAUACUUCAGAUUAAAUGAAUGUUUAACAGAUCUGUGCAAAAAAUGGAUUGCAGUAGAUCAACAUUUUAAAAAAUCCUUAAAUAAAAUAAAUGGUGUUAGAAUAUUAAAUCAAAAUGUUGUUGAAAAUGUUUUUUCUUUUAUAUGUAGUUCAAAUAAUAACAUUCAAAGGUAUAUAUAUAAAGAUAUUUUAAUUUAUUAAUUUUAUUUAUUAUAUUUUUAUUUUAGAAUAUCAAAAAUGGUAGAAAAAUUAUGUAUAUUGUUUGGUGAAAAAAUUUGUUCAGUUGAGGGCAAAAAUUAUUAUAAUUUUCCAUCCAUUGAAGCAUUAGCGAAUAAAAAUGUUGAAGAUAUAUUAAAAAUGGAAAAAUUUGGAUAUCGUGCAAAGUACAUAGCAAAUGCAGCAAAAUGUUUAAUUGAACUUGGUGGAAAAGAAUGGUUAUUAAAUUUACACAAAAAAAAUAAUGUACCAUAUAUUCAAGCUAGAAAACAAUUAAUUACUCUUCCUGGAAUUGGUCCAAAAGUUGCAGAUUGUAUAUGUUUAAUGUCAUUAGGCCAUUUAGAGUCUAUUCCUGUAGAUACUCAUAUUUUUCAAAUAGCUAAAACAAAUUAUUUACCUCAUUUAAAACAAUAUAAAACUGUUACUCCAAAAAUUCAUGAGGAAAUUAGUAAUUAUUUACGUGAAUUAUGGGGUCCUUUAGCUGGUUGGGCUCAAGCUCUUGUUUUUUGUGCAAAAAUUAACGAUAUUGUUACUACUACCACAUCAAAUUAUAAAUGUAAAAAUAUAAAUAAUAAAUCAUUUCAUCAUUAUAAUUUAAAAAAUCUUAAAAAAUAAUAUAUAUUUUAUUAAUAUUAAUAUAUAUUAUUAUAUAACAAUAGAUUUUUAUUUAAAUUAAUAUUUUUUACUUAAUAAUCUUUUUUAAUUUUUUAUAUUAUAUUAUAUAUUUAGAAAAAUGUACAAAAUCAUGUAAAAACUUUAAUUCUAAUUUUCCUUUCAUUCAAAUAUUUACAAUAUUAUUGUCUAAUAAUUAUAAGAUUUUAUAAACUAUAUAAGUCAUGUCUGAGAGAAUAAUCAUUAUGUGUACAUUUUUUCUUCUUUUUUCGACUCAUACCCACUAAUGCAAAAUCAAAGUCAUCUAGAAUCAUAUAAUCUGUUUCAUAUAAUUCUAAUUCAUCUUCCUCAUUCUCAUCAUCACUAUCUGCAAAAAAA
Apis dorsata (giant honeybee) is the source of this 1660-nucleotide messenger RNA. It is a transcript of the gene Ogg1, whose product is annotated as N-glycosylase/DNA lyase. The coding region runs from base 692 to 1285 and encodes 197 amino acids. Lineage: Eukaryota; Metazoa; Arthropoda; Insecta; Hymenoptera; Apidae. The record is from RefSeq and is a predicted model, not a curated record. Gene Ontology annotation, cellular component: nucleus. Gene Ontology annotation, biological process: base-excision repair; base-excision repair, AP site formation. The transcript is spliced from 2 exons. Gene Ontology annotation, molecular function: 8-oxo-7,8-dihydroguanine DNA N-glycosylase activity.